ACACUGAGUUCAGUCUAGAAUAUUAAUAUUUUCUAAAUAAAUCGUGAACAGUGUAACAAAACGACGCUUAGUUUCGGCUUUACAAACUAUGGAACUGUACGCAGAGCAUAGCAUUACAAGCCCGGUAUGAUACAACCCACACGAUUGGUUAGCUUCCCAAACUGCGCACCGCCUUCAUCUCAGUUGUGACUUGCGUGCAAGGAGGAGGCUGUGUCUGUACGUUAUUUGUGUGAUUGGCUAGCUGUCUUAUUGCACAACGACCUCCUCUACCCCGUGGGCUUCUUGGGCCAAGUGUCUAGCUAUGUAUCGCUGUUUGUGCUCCCUUCGACACGCUGCGCGGCACAGGAAAAACCUUUCUGCGCUCGCUGUACAGUCAUUAACAGUGAAACAGGGGAGGAUGGCCAGCUCAUACAGAAUUGAAAGUGAUACAUUUGGAGAACUCCAAGUUCCAAAUGAUAAAUAUUAUGGGGCACAAACUGUUCGUUCAACAAUGAAUUUCAAGAUUGGAGGUGUAACUGAAAGAAUGCCAGUUCCUGUUAUUAGAGCUUUUGGCAUCUUAAAAAGAGCUGCUGCUGAAGUAAACCAAGACUAUGGACUUGAUCCCAACAUCGCCAAUUUUAUUAUUAAAGCAGCUGAUGAGGUUUCAUCUGGCAAAUUGGAUGAUCACUUUCCUUUGGUUGUCUGGCAAACUGGAUCUGGAACACAGACAAACAUGAAUGUAAAUGAAGUAAUAAGUAAUAGAGCCAUUGAGAUGAUGGGAGGAAAACUUGGAAGCAAAGAUCCUGUGCACCCUAAUGAUCAUGUUAACAAAAGUCAAAGUUCAAAUGAUACAUUUCCUACAGCCAUGCAUAUUGCUGCUGUAAAAGAGGUUCAUGAAGUUCUUUUACCUGGACUCCAAAAGUUACACGAUGCAUUGGAAGAAAAAUCCAAGGAGUUUGAGAACAUUAUAAAAAUUGGUCGCACACACACACAAGAUGCAGUGCCACUUACUCUUGGCCAGGAAUUUGGUGGUUAUGUUCAACAAAUAAAAUACAGUGUUAGUAGGAUUAAAGCUGCAUUACCACGGGUCUAUGAAUUAGCAGCUGGAGGUACAGCAGUAGGAACAGGCUUAAACACCAGAAUUGGAUUUGCAGAAAAAGUUGCUGCAAAAGUGGCAGAGCUAACGGGUCUGCCAUUUAUUACUGCACCUAAUAAAUUUGAAUCCCUUGCUGCUCAUGAUGCACUCGUUGAAUUAAGUGGAGCUUUGAAUACACUAGCAUGUAGUCUUAUGAAGAUUGCUAAUGACAUACGGUUUCUUGGGUCCGGACCAAGAUCAGGUCUCGGAGAACUAAUCCUGCCUGAAAAUGAACCGGGGAGCAGCAUUAUGCCCGGAAAAGUAAAUCCUACACAGUGUGAGGCUGUUACUAUGGUUGCAGCCCAAGUGAUGGGGAAUCAUGUGGCUAUAACAAUAGGUUGCAGCAAUGGCCACUUCGAAUUAAAUGUUUUCAAGCCUGUAAUUAUAAAGAAUGUCCUUCAAUCAAUCAGGCUGCUGGGCGAUGCAGCUGUGUCAUUCACAGAUAACUGCAUUGUGGGAGUACAAGCCAAUACAGAGAGAAUCAAUAAAUUAAUGAGCGAGUCUUUAAUGCUUGUCACUGCACUUAAUCCCCAUAUAGGAUAUGAUAAAGCAGCAAAAAUAGCUAAAACUGCCCACAAGGAAGGCACUACACUAAAAGAAACUGCAAUUAAACUUGGAUUUCUUACAUCAGAUCAAUUUGACCAGUGGGUUAAACCAGAGGAUAUGCUUGGACCAAAAUAAAUUUGAAUUUGUAUUGCUGUCUUAAUAAAAAUACAUCAAAUCUGUUAUAUAUUUGCAAGCAGGAAUUAUUAAAUAACAAUAGUUUUUGAAUGUAUAUAUAUUGUUAAAUUUUUACAGGUUCAUUAUGUUACCUAUUUGCAGCCAUGUGUAAUCACACCUUCGCAUCUGCAUAAUAUAGCAAAUACUUAUAUAUAGUAUAUCUUAUUUAGAGGGGAACUACAGUUAAAAUCAAAUUGUCCAGAUGGACAGAUAUGAUUAAAAUAAUAAUAUUCUCGAAUAUAUUUGUUUUGAAUAAAACAAGUAAUAUAACAGACUAUUAGGAUCCUUUCUCUGAAAGCCAGCUCAAGUAAUUGCUGAAUGGGAGUGGCAACACCUUGCUGUGAUGUCACAAUACCAUUAGCAAUGUUCCAUACAUUUCAAGCUGAUCAAGCUGGAUCUCCAAUCAGUGGCUCAAGAGCAACAUUUUUAACAACAUCUUGGAGGCAAUUUUUGGAAGCACAGACACCUGGUUUUACUCCAAUUGUCCUGCAGGCUAGCAGUCCACAUGGGGCUACCAAAUUGUCAUCACCUCCCUUAUUUGGCAUCACCAAAGGACUUUUUCAGGCUUGUGUUUCCUGCCAGUUCUGAAGGCAUG
Xenopus tropicalis (tropical clawed frog) is the source of this 2429-nucleotide messenger RNA. RefSeq names its product fumarate hydratase (gene fh). Gene Ontology annotation, molecular function: fumarate hydratase activity; catalytic activity; lyase activity. Gene Ontology annotation, biological process: fumarate metabolic process; tricarboxylic acid cycle. The coding region runs from base 302 to 1795 and encodes 497 amino acids. Lineage: Eukaryota; Metazoa; Chordata; Amphibia; Anura; Pipidae. The transcript is spliced from 10 exons. The record is from RefSeq and is a predicted model, not a curated record.